This is a messenger RNA of Epinephelus lanceolatus (giant grouper), 9390 nucleotides long. Lineage: Eukaryota; Metazoa; Chordata; Actinopteri; Perciformes; Serranidae. The record is from RefSeq and is a predicted model, not a curated record.
ACCUCUUUUAUACACCCAAGCAGCGCAGACCGGUCGGCACUUGGAAUAAACAUCGUCGCGAUAUCACUGCCCCUCUGUCCAUCUUUAUUAUUAGCGCUUCGCUCCGCCCUCCUACCUGUAAAUCUCCCCGCUCUCCUCUGGAGCGGAUCUGACAGGCGCUCUCAGCUGGCCGCUCCGUGCCAGGGCUGCAGGGGAUCGAAUGGAGACGGUGACAUCCACCCGAGCGCUCGUCCUUUUUACGCAGAAUUGACAGCGAAAAACAUCCGCAAGAUUAUGUAGUCUUUACGCGCCGCGGAGGCAGCGAAACCAAGUGUAAUAUUAAGUGUGUGUCUUUGUGGUUUUGUUGCACAGUCGCUUUGAGAAAGUGAAAUCGAUCGAUCGAAUUCUCCGCCUGCUAAUCGACAGGAUCCCUGAAUGGAAGACGGCUAGAGGAGGUCGCCUCGCCGAGAACAGGCUGCUUACAUUUCUCACUGUCGCUGUUUACCACCACCAAAGGAACCACUGGCAGCCUCGACGGCUGCAGACGACGCCGUCUUCACCAUGGCUUUCGGUGUGGAAGAGCCAGAGAGCCCCUCAGACUGAGACGCGCUGAAGAUUCGUCAAUAUUGCGGAUUUAAAUGCCUCUCACCAAGGGCCACCGACCCGCUGUUUUAGUCAGGUUCGCGUGUGCGGUGCCUCACGCUGUCACGAAUAAACAAUUCAUUGGCUGCUAAAACACAGAAAAAGAGACUCCAUCGGGUGGGUGAACAUAAUCUACAGCGAAGAGGGGGAUUUUUUUUUUCCAAGCAAUAUGGCUGGUGAGUGGGGCUGGGGACGCUGGCACAGGCUCUCCAAGGCUCCUAAAUGCUAGCUGAGGCAGAUGGCACCGUUCCCCAUGGCAGCGACAGCUCUAUGAGGACAAGUAAUAUCAUUAAUAAUAUAAAUCCGGACUCUUCAAUCGUGAUAUCCAAGAUGGAAGACGUUGUCAUCCCGUUCUCGUCCGAGGUGCCCUGCGACAAUAAUGGACAGCGCAUGUGGUGGGCAUUCCUCGCCUCUUCCAUGGUGACGUUUUUUGGGGGUCUCUUCAUCAUCCUGUUGUGGAGGACCCUCAAAUAUCUGUGGACUGUUUGCUGCCACUGCAACAUCAAAUCCAAGGAGGCCCAGAAGGUGAUCAAUCCCGCAAACAAUCAGGCAGCAGACAGACCGAAGGGUGAUGAGAAGGAGGAGGCCCCAGUCAGCGAGGUGGGAUGGAUGACUUCCGUCAAAGACUGGGCUGGCGUUAUGAUCUCUGCUCAGACACUCACUGGCAGAGUUCUGGUGGUGUUGGUCUUUGCGCUCAGCAUCGGGGCCCUUGGGAUAUACUUUAUAGACUCCUCAGAUCCUAUAGAAUCCUGCCAGAACUUCUACAAAGAUUUCACGUUACAGAUCGAUAUGGCAUUCAACGUUUUCUUCCUCCUUUACUUUGGCUUGCGGUUUAUAGCAGCCAAUGAUAAACUGUGGUUCUGGCUGGAGGUCAACUCAGUGGUCGACUUCUUUACUGUUCCUCCCGUGUUUGUUUCUGUCUACUUGAACAGAAGCUGGCUCGGCUUAAGAUUUCUGAGAGCACUAAGAUUGAUACAGUUUUCAGAAAUUCUGCAGUUUUUGAAUAUCUUGAAAACAAGUAACUCCAUUAAGCUGGUGAACCUAUGUUCCAUCUUCAUAAGCACAUGGCUCACAGCGGCUGGAUUCAUACAUCUGGUGGAAAACUCAGGGGAUCCUUGGGAAAACUUCCAGAACUCCCAGUCGCUUUCCUACUGGGAAUGUGUCUAUUUACUGAUGGUGACAAUGUCUACAGUGGGCUAUGGGGAUGUCUAUGCAAAAACCACCUUGGGGCGUCUGUUUAUGGUCUUCUUCAUCCUGGGUGGUUUGGCCAUGUUUGCCAGCUACGUCCCUGAAAUCAUAGAGUUAAUAGGAAACCGAAAGAAAUAUGGUGGUUCCUAUAGUGCGGUUAAUGGGAGAAAGCAUAUUGUGGUCUGUGGUCAUAUUACCCUCGAAAGUGUCUCCAACUUCCUCAAAGACUUCCUACACAAGGACAGGGAUGAUGUCAAUGUAGAAAUUGUUUUUCUCCAUAAUAUUUCCCCUAAUCUUGAGCUGGAAGCCUUGUUCAAACGACAUUUUACCCAAGUAGAGUUCUACCAGGGAUCUGUGCUUAACCCUCACGAUCUGGCCAGAGUGAAGAUCGAGUCAGCAGAUGCCUGCUUAAUCCUAGCCAAUAAAUACUGUGCAGAUCCUGAUGCUGAAGAUGCCUCCAACAUCAUGAGGGUCAUUUCGAUCAAGAACUAUCAUCCCAAGAUCAGAAUAAUCACGCAGAUGCUGCAGUAUCACAAUAAGGCCCAUCUGCUGAACAUUCCAAGCUGGAACUGGAAGGAGGGUGACGAUGCUAUCUGCCUGGCGGAGCUGAAGGCAGGCUUCAUUGCCCAGAGCUGUCUGGCCCAGGGCCUGUCCACCAUGCUAGCCAACCUCUUCUCUAUGAGGUCCUUCAUUGAGAUUGAGGAGGACACAUGGCAGAAGUAUUACCUAGAAGGGGUGGCUAAUGAGAUGUACACAGAGUAUUUGUCCAGUGCCUUUGUCGGCCUCUCCUUCCCCACUGUCUGCGAGCUGUGUUACGUGAAGCUGAAGCUGUUGCUCAUUGCCAUCGAAUACAAGUCUGAGCAGAGAGAGAGCAGAAGCCGAAAGCGCAUCCUCAUCAACCCGGGCAACCAUGUCAAGAUGCAGGAGGGAACACUGGGGUUCUUUAUCGCCAGUGACGCCAAAGAAGUAAAGAGAGCAUUUUUCUACUGCAAAGCUUGUCAUGAUGACAUCACAGACCCUAAGCGGAUCAAGAAGUGUGGCUGCAAACGACUGAUUUAUUCCAAGAUGUCCGUCUACAAACGAAUGAAACUGGCAUGUUGUUUUGAUUGCGGCCGUUCAGAGCAAGACUGCUCUUGCAUGUCAGGCAGUGUACAUAGUAACAUGGACACCCUUCAGAGGGCCUACCCACUUUCCUCUGUCUCUGUUCAUGAUUGCGCAACCACUUUACGUGCCUCCAAAUAUAAGUAUAAUGGAUAUGUCAGAUCACCAGCAGAUGGCGCUACAACACCAGGGAACAGUGGGAGUCAGAAAGAGGCUGGCGUUCGAUUCAAAGCUGAUUGCAAUUUAGUCGAAGACGAGCAUCCGUCAACUCUCUCGCCCAAAAAAAAGCAGCGCAACGGAGGGAUGCGAAACUCACCCAACUGCUCGCCCAAAAUGAUGAGUCGACACGACCCCCUUCUAAUUCCUGGAAAUGAACAAAUCGAGAGCAUGGACAUGAACGUGAAGAGGUAUGACUCGACAGGGAUGUUUCACUGGUGCCCAUCAAAGGACAUCGAGAAAGUCAUCCUGACCCGGAGUGAAGCCUCCAUGACAGUACUGAGCGGCCAUGUGGUGGUCUGUAUAUUUGGGGAUGUCACGUCCGCUUUAGUGGGGCUGCGAAACUUGGUGAUGCCUUUAAGAGCCAGCAACUUCCAUUACCACGAGCUAAAGCCUAUAGUAUUUGUGGGCUCGCUGGACUACCUGCGAAGAGAGUGGGAGACUCUACACAACUUCCCCAAGGUCUCCAUCUUACCGGGUACGCCAUUAAGUCGGGCAGAUUUAAGGGCUGUCAACAUCAACCUCUGCGACAUGUGCGUAAUACUGUCAGCCAAUCAGAACAAUAUCGAAGAUGCCUCGCUACAGGAUAAGGAAUGCAUCUUGGCAUCACUCAACAUCAAAUCUAUGCAGUUUGAUGACAGCAUCGGGGUCUUACAGGCUAAUUCCCAAGGUUUCACGCCUCCUGGAAUGGACAGGUCAUCUCCAGACAGCAGUCCAGUACAUGGCUUUGUGCGUCAGGCUUCUGUCACCACCGGAUCCAACAUCCCCAUCAUCACAGAACUCGCUAAACCUGGCAAACUACUGCCAUUGGUUUCACUCAGUCAGGAAAAAAAAAGUGGAACCAACAUACAAAUGAUAACAGAGCUGGUGAACGACUCAAACGUUCAGUUCCUGGACCAAGAUGAUGAUGACGACCCAGACACAGAGCUGUACCUCACUCAGCCAUUCGCCUGCGGCACCGCCUUCGCUGUCAGUGUACUCGACUCCCUGAUGAGCGCGACAUACUUCAAUGAUAACAUCCUCACACUGAUUCGGACGCUGGUCACAGGGGGAGCCACACCAGAGCUGGAGGCCCUGCUGGCUGAAGAGAACGCCCUCAGAGGAGGCUACAGCACACCGCAGACACUGGCCAACAGAGACAGGUGUCGUGUCGCCCAGCUCGCCCUCUACGAUGGGCCAUUUGCCGACUUGGGGGAUGGCGGCUGCUACGGGGAUUUAUUCUGUAAAGCACUGAAGACGUACAACAUGCUGUGUUUUGGAAUCUACAGAUUAAGAGACGCUCACCUCAAUGCACCGAGCCCCUGUACAAAACGGUAUGUGAUCACGAACCCACCGUACGAGUUUGAGCUCGUGCCCACAGACCUGAUCUUCUGCCUCAUGCAGUUUGACCACAACGCGGGCCAGUCCCGGACAAGCUUGUCCCACUCUUCCCACUCCUCCCAUUCCUCCAGCAAAAAGAGCUCCUCCGUCCACUCCAUCCCGCCCUCCAACCGGCAGAACCGCAGCAGUAAGACCCGGGAGGCCCGCGACAAACAGAAUGCAACAAGGAUGAAUAGAAUGGGCCAAGAAAAGAAAUGGUUUACAGAUGAACCAGAAAAUGCCUACCCACGGAACAUUCAGAUCAAGCCCAUGAGCACUCACAUGGCCAACCAAGUCAACCAAUACAAAUCCACUAGUAGUCUGAUUCCACCAAUCAGAGAAGUUGAAGAUGAAUGCUGAACACAGGGUUUUCUUGCUGACUCACCAGACAUCUGUACGCUCUUUCAAAAGAGAUGGGAGAUCACCCAUGGAGGAUUGAUGAUGAUGAUGAUGAUGAUGAUGCUGAUGACGACAGGGAUGUUGAACACUGACACAUUUCUCUUCACUCAUUCUUCUAAUCAAGGGUUGGACAGAAACCCAAACUGGAAGGGACCUCCUAUGUGUAUACCUUUAAUGUUACUUCCAUGCUCUUGGACAUUGUUUUAUUUAUUAAUGUAUCCAUAGUGAUGUACAUAAUGACAAUCAAAUAAGGAUUGUACAGCCCCUUCCCCCUAGCACUUUUUGGAAUUAUUUUAAGAGUCGACAAAAAAAAGAGGAAAAAAAAAAGAGUACUUCCUGUAAUUCUUUGCAAUAGUUCACCUCUUCGUGUGACCAGACUCCAUGCUAAGGUGACUGGUUAUUGGAGGAUGAGGGUUGCAGCGAUAAACUGAUCAUAUCAUCUCCCAAAGAUCCGCCCAGAUGCGUCACGUCAAACCAGCUGGGUCCAUCAACUUCAUAUCUCCUGUCUGCUUCUGUUCUAUUUGCACUAAAACUGAACAAGUUUCUUUUGACAGAACAACUGGAACCAUCUGAUUCCCCCCAAUAAAUGUCACUGAGGAGAGGAAGGAAGGAAGGAAGGAAGGAAGGAAGGAAGGAAGAGGGAGGAAGGGAAGCUUGGCUUUGGAGGCAUACUAAUCUUGCUCUUAGGUCGUUAUACAUCAUGUCAUUGCUUAAGGUUUGCUAGUUCACCGUUGACUCGUCAUGUUGAGUGAGAGCAUUCCAGUCCUGCAGAACAUAAUCAUCUUGCAAAGCAGUAGUCUAAAAAACUCAGAGAAUGGUGCAGUGUUGGUGAACACUGGCUGAAAGAGAACCCUGUACCUACAUGUCUUCUGCUGAUACGUCAGAUCAUAAAGCCUGUGACUCUGUUCAAAGCUCCUAUCGCAUGAUAUGUGCCUGAGCCCCCUCUAUAACAGAAACAGUGCAGUUGAUCAACCUGAAUACAUGAGAAGGAUGAAAAACAACCUACCCUGUCCUUCAUGCGUUCAGGAGCAUUUAAGUUAUGUGCACGCUGUGUGUGUGCGCGCGCUGUGUGUGUGUGUGUGUAUGUGUGUGCGCAUCGCAGCCAUUCGUCCUGAUCAGUGCUGUCAUCUCCUCCAUCAACGUGUAUGUGAUGGUGCACCUUUGAAGGAGCAGCAUGUGGGAUCUUUGCUCUAAAAAUGAAAGUCAUGGUAGAGAAACAAAACAAUAGAAGAGGGGUUGGAUCUACUAACAAAAUUAUGGUGUUGCAUCAAAAAUCAAACCAAAAUCCCCAACUAUUGUUGAGCAGAGCUAACCGGAACAGCAGCUGCGUGCCCACCGUUGACGCUUUGCCGUGAAACCCACGGCAGAAUUUGGGAUCACAAAGAAGAGUGGUGUAUUUUCUGAAUGUUUUGUCUGUUACAAAAUAACUUCACGUCUGUAUAUGGAAAUGCCACAUAUUGCAUAAAAGUGGGCAUCAACGGGUCCUCCUUUGAUCAAAGCAACUGCCUGGCACAGGGUUGGCACAGAGGCGGUAAAGAGCUUGGAUGUUCUCUGUUGCCAAUCCAGAUGUCACACGCCUCAAAACUCUCAGGAGUUAAGCUGCUAUGUUCGGUCCUCUAACAUGGGGAAAUGCUCAAACAUAGUUGGGUUGAAAUGCAACAAUGCCACAGACUGCUAAUAAGGAUACUGGAGAGGAACCAGUGUUCUUUAUGCUAGCCUGUGUGCAACAACGGAGUGUAUAUCGCACUAGUUUAGGCACCAAUAGAUCCAAAUCGCGCUGUGAUAGUGAUGGAGGAUUGAGGUGGUAGCCUUGUACUCCUGAUACGUAAACUUCAUGCAAAUAUGUAGUUGGAUUUAUACAUUUAAACACACUUAUUUUGUAUCCAUGAACAUAAUCAAUUUGUACUUAUUUUUCUAGACAAGAACCAAGUGAACAGUACUAAGGGAGAUAAAAAAAGACUUAAACUAUAUCUAUAAUUACAACUACAUAUCAAAGGAUUUUGUUUUUGACUGUAUCAUCAUUUAUUUCACAUCAUACUAAAACAAAAGAUUAUUUUUUUACCUCCCCACUUGCCCCCUGUUUAACAAACUGCAUCACUCUGGAGCCAGUAAAGCUUAGACUAGCUUGCAUUGUGAAACCACCAUCUUCAGCCUGGCAGCUCAGCUCUGUUGAGUGCUUGUAGAAAUAGAUUAAGGCUCAUCUGGAGCUUCUUUCAGUUGCACAGAUGAGCCGCAUCUACUAAAUAAUGCGCCUACUACUAAGCAUCCCUAGCUGUGAACAUACAGACAGAACGAUAGGUGAAAAGGAAUUAUGUAUUGGGGGGGGUAAAUGUUGUAUUUAGACGGAGAGCAGAUCAGAGUGGUAAUAAUAAUAAUGAGACGAUCAUAGAGUUGCUCCCUCUGUGUGCAGGCCAGAACCGAAUGACCUUCAUUAGAUGUGUUUGACCUAAAUUAGGUCCCUAGUGCGGAGGAAGAGUGUGUACACUAAAGCACAGUGUGCUGGUGUUUUCCACAAAAUAUGAUUUUUAAUAGGACAGGGAGAUGCUGUCUGAUUAUUGCAGUGAUUCUCUUCUAUAGGCUGUAAAGGAAAAGUAAUUCUAAAAAAAAUAAAAUAAAAAAGAAUAUUUGGAAUAUGGAAAAGAACAUAAUAUUGUGCUAAAUAUGUUUGUGUAAAUUCAACCCAUUAUAUAAACCACAUUUCUUUUUCAAACAAAAUGAUCUGAGCUUCAAUGUACAUCUAUUGGGUGUGGUGCAACUAUACUGAAGCCUCAUACACAUUGUCCUGAAGUGAACUUUUGAACUGUGAUUACAUCGUCGUCACACUUUGUAGCAAAUAGAUUUCUUUUCAGAAAAUAUGUGAGUAAAAUGUAUGUAUAAUUGGGUUGUUAAUGGCAUACUUGCUAGCCUGAACAAUAAGGAUCUAUUAAUAUUUGAUAAUGGCAAUGACGCAUUAUACAUAGAAUCGACAAACUGAUUGUUAUGUUGAAAAAAAUAACACACACACAAAUGUGUAUCUUGAAAAUGAGAGACUCUGGAUUUUCUGUGGGAGAAUAUUCAAGUAGGAAAAGUCAGGCGGAAUUUGAUCUGGUUUAUCAGCCAUCACAAAGAUGGAAGGUAGCACCAAUUCAGCAGAGGUUAUCAAAAGAGAGAACAUCCUUAAUUUUCCUGUUUUUAUUACUUUGUGUUAUUACAGGGUUUACAUUCCAUUUUGUCAGCUUGUCAUCUGUCACAAUCUGUCACAACUGCUUCAUAUUUGUUUACAGAGUAUUUUAUGAGGUACUUAAACAUAGCGUUGUUCAAAAAUGAAACAGUACAUGCUGCAAACUGGCAUCAACAUGAACUCACAAAGUAAUGCACCAUUUGUUUUCAUCACACUUGAUUACUGUGCUUUUUCUACCUGAACCCUCAUUGUGCAACUCAUUCAGGCUGGCAUUAUUCACAACACUGGACUGAGAUGUCUUUCCUUCCUACACCUUGUCUUAUGUCUUUAUUAGAUGUUUUAGGUCUUUGCAUUGUAUACCUCUAAAGUUUUUAGAGUGUUUUUUGAAGUGCCAUGAAGAGUUUAGUUGAGCAAGCAUCCUUCAGUCAUUCAGGGACACAAGCUCGAUUUGAGGGAGCUGAGUCCAAGUGUUUUCCACUGUGAGAACGGUGUCUUGUACUGGGAUGGAGAACAUCCAAGCCAUCAUUGCCUCCAUACCAGUAUAGUGCCAGGCAGUGCAAGAGGUCAAGAGGAGGGCCCAUGUUAAGUCCCACUAUAGCGAAAAGUGGCAUUCAGGAGGCCUGAGCAGCAGCCGGGGCAGAUAGAUAGGAGCCCCGGUCAUUAAACCACACAUAACGUCUCCGCUAUGUGUUUGGUUACAGGCUAUCGGGUUGUGUCAUGCAGUGCAGUUACAUGUGGAUGACUGAAAGAUGCACAUAGAGGCACAUGCCUGUAACAUCAGAUGUGUUGUUGUCCACUGAACAAAUCAAAGACUACGAUGCGUCAAUAUGUUACUGUUAAAUUAUGUUGCAUUAUUUUUGUUAAUCUAUUUUUUGCUGUAAAGGAUGGAUAUAAUAACUUAUUUGCUGGGAAUUGUAGUAGAUAUAAUAGAUCAUAUAAUACUUAUGGGAAUGGGAGGUGGGUCUCAAGUCUUAACAAUACAUUAAAAUUGCAUUCAGCAAUUUUUUUUUUUUUUUAAAGAAGAGUUGCAAUUUUUGUUAAUUUCUUUUGGCUGCCUAUCAGUUCAGGAAGAAUUCAGGACAUUGCUCUUGCGUAUCACGGAUAGGAUUUGUUGGCACAUCGUCAUUGCAGCAAACAGGAGUUUGACAUAGCAGUCUAAUUAGUUUGGAUGUGUUCUAGAUGUGAUGGAUAAAUGGAUUAUUUGAUGGUGCUGAGUUGAUCUACCUGACUCUGUCAAAUAUAAUCUGCUGAUAAAUAUACUGUCUUGUACAAAAAGUUUGUACAUAGAUUGUACAUGGUUUCUUUUUGUAUUUUCUCAAAUUAAAAUGGAUGUAUUUGUGUUCUAA